AUGGCGAAGGCCAGUGUGUUUCUCGCAGGCGAGCUGGACGAGUUGAAGUCGCCAAGCGACCUUGUUGCUUCCGAAGGAGUAUCGUUUCCUGCGUUUUUGCCACAUGGCAUCCAGAGCGCCUUCUUCGGGAACCAGGUGCAGUGCAGCAAGGUAAUCAACGACGCGUAUUUCUGCGCAAAACCAUCAGGCUCCUCCAAGCCUAGAGUGGAGCUCCCACAGGAGUAUGCCAAAUCCUUUGCUGGGCAGGUGGCGGUCCUUGGGGAGCUUUCAAAGCAAAGCACAGUCCUGCUGGGACAGGCUUCUCGCCUCAUUGGGCAAACCAAGCAUCACUUGGAACAAGUUGGUCAUGAACUGGAGGCGAGGCUGACAAUGUCAGCGAACCAGAUGCGGAUGUUCUUUUCCACAAAUUCUGUUUUUCUGCAAACGCUACCGGGCGUGUCGGUCCGUCAAAAGUCAGUCUGUGCUUCUGUUUGUCACAUGGCCCGUUAUCUUCUGGCUCAUGUGCCAACAGACGUUCACCAAGCUUGCUUGCCACAUGAAAUGUGA
This is a messenger RNA of Durusdinium trenchii, 546 nucleotides long. NCBI's taxonomy places the organism in Eukaryota, Dinophyceae, Suessiales, Symbiodiniaceae. The record is from the annotation of a GenBank genome assembly.